AUGAAAUCGAAGUAUGUACAAGAAACAAUGAAAGCAGCGGAACGCGACGGAGAGAUAGUACCUUCAGAUGAAGUAAAAGCCUUUCAGUUAAAACAGAGUUGCCUCUGCGGAAGCGAAAAUAUUAGUACAACACCUCUCGAUACACUACCUAACGAUAUUUUCGACAAAAUGUAUAAAGAAUAUGAAGUAUAUUUGGCUAAUGAAAUACAAACAUGUAAAGAUCAACUGUAUCAGUUUGCCACCAUGAAAGGUCGAUGGUGGCCUACCGUUGAUAAGAUAUAUAUUUAUGGUCCAUUCAAGAACAUAAAUAGUGAUACGACUCUAUUUAAUAUACCUGGUUAUGGUGAUGGUUUUGAAGCGAUGACAAUUCGAGCAAAUGAAGCUGCUGUAAUUUGUGACCAAUUGGUCCGAAUUAUUCGAGGCGAUGGCCGUGAUCCUCUUACGUCUAGUUUUCUCAAAGGUUUACUUCAAUCAUCGACCUCAAGAAAACAUUUAUGCUUAGUCGUAACAUAUUACAAUCUUGUUGUAGAAGAAAACAAAAACGCAAAGGGUAAUGAUGAAGAAAUGAAAAAGAAAUAUAGAGUAGAACUUAAAGAGGUAGCUAAUAAAACUUUGUAA
Messenger RNA from Adineta ricciae, 618 nucleotides. The record is from the annotation of a GenBank genome assembly. NCBI's taxonomy places the organism in Eukaryota, Metazoa, Rotifera, Eurotatoria, Adinetida, Adinetidae.